GAGCUUGAAGAGAGAAAAAAAAUCAAAAAGACAACUAGAAAUAGCUUCAUUCAUAAACGAAACUUCGAUCGAACAAGUAUCAAUAUUUAUUUAUUCGCGGAUAUUUUAAAAUAUCAUUGUUGAAAGUGAUCUAAUUCAUUUUUAUUCGUUCUAAUUAUUUCUAUCAUUUGUUUCGAUAAUAUUUAAUUCAUAAUUUAAUAUGGGCGGUUUUGAACAGAGACAAUGGACACCAACGAAAAAAAGAGGGCUAAUAGCAGCCGAGAUGCAUAAUCCUGGACCAGCAUGCGUUCAACUUCCGCAACUGUUAGGAACGAAAAUAUUAGAUAGCAAAAAAUCUGCUGCGCCAGCGUUUAGCUUUGGCUCGAGGCAUCAAAACAAUACUCGAACUAUUGGUCCUGGUCCAAGUGCAUAUAACAUUGUGGGCUUAGCUGCUAAAGGAAAAGAUACACCACCUCAAAUUUCCUUACAGUCAAGAGCAAAAUCGACUAAAAUAAUAGAAACACCAGGUGCUGGAGACUACCAUAUUGAAAAAAGCGACAAAUAUAUUGUUUCUUCAGCUCCAAAAUAUACAUUUGGUGUAAAAAAAUAUUCAGGAUUAUCAAAUAGUGGUGAAACACCAGCACCAAAUUUUUACGACACUGACAAAUCUAAGCUUGAUAACACCCCAUCUUACACUUUUGGGGUUAAAACAAAUGUCAAACAAGAAUACGUCACACCAGGUCCAAAUGUUUACGAUGUUGAUAAGCAUGAUAAUACGCCAUCUUACUCUUUUGGAGUGAAGACAAACAUCAAACAAGAAAGCAUUACACCAGGACCUAAUGCCUAUGACGUUGACAAAUCAAAAUUAGACAAUACACCAUCUUACACUUUUGGAGUAAAGCCAAAUAUUCAAAAAGACAAUGGAGUUCCUGGUGUAGGAACUUACGAUUCGGAAAAGUUCAGCCUUGAUCACACACCAGCUUACACUUUUGGAGUUAAAACAAAUAUCAAACAAGGAUUCGUUACACCAGGUCCAAAUGUCUAUGAUGUUGAUAAGCAUGAUAAUACGCCAUCUUACACCUUUGGAGUGAAGACAAACAUCAAACAAGAAAGCAUUACACCAGGACCUAAUGCCUAUGACGUUGACAAAUCAAAAUUAGACAAUACACCAUCUUACACUUUUGGAGUAAAGCCAAAUAUUCAAAAAGACAAUGGAGUUCCUGGUGUAGGAACUUACGAUUCGGAAAAGUUCAGCCUUGAUCACACACCAGCUUACACUUUUGGAGUUAAAACAAAUAUCAAACAAGGAUUCGUUACACCAGGUCCAAAUGUUUAUGAUGUUGAUAAGCAUGAUAAUACGCCAUCUUACACCUUUGGAGUAAAGACAAAUAUUCAAAAAGACAAUGGAGUUCCUGGUGUAGGAACCUACGAUUCGGAAAAGUUCAGCCUUGAUCACACACCAGCUUACACUUUUGGAGUCAAAACAAAUAUCAAACAAGAAUACGUAACACCAGGUCCCAAUGUUUAUGAUGUUGAUAAGCAUGAUAAUACGCCAUCUUACUCUUUUGGAGUUAAGACAAAUAUUCAAAAAGACAAUGGAACACCUGGUGUAGGUACUUAUAACACAGAAAAUGUGAGCUUUGAUCAUACUCCAGCCUUUUCGUUUGGAAUAAAACCUAAUCCCCUAAAAAUGCCAAUUCUUCCAGGCCCGUGUGAUUAUCAACCUGAAAAGCUAAGACAAUUCACUGGACCAUCAUACAGUUUUGGUAUCAAGGUAAAUCCAAACGACCGACCGGAAUGUGAAACUCGUAGUGUCACUCCAACAUCUGAAUUAGCUGAAAAGCAAAUUGAUAUUGAUCAAGAAUUUGCUAAAGAAUUAGUAGUCACAAGAACAAAAACAAAAACACAUAAAAUUGCACAUAAACGAGCCUAAAUGUUUUAAUUUUUUUUUUUCAAUUAAUAAUAAUGCUCUAUUAACCCCGAAUGUGUAUAGGAUCCCUACAGUUCUAGGGUCAAGUAAUUACGUUCGUUCUGCUCCCUCUUUUUCUGUGACCGGAAAAAUAAAAUCAAAACUUCCUGAAAAUCGCAACUUUCCCUCACCUGGAUCAUAUGAUGCACGUUAUGAUUUCGUAAAGCCAAAACCUCCAAUUUUUUCAAUGGGAUCACGUUAUAAUGUUCCUACAGAUGUAGCAUUGAAACCUGGUCCAGGGGCUUACAGACCUGAGAAAUUAAAUCUUGGACAUAUUCCAUGCUAUUCAUUUGGCAUCAAACAUUCACAAUAUUUAGGCCAUUUUAGGGAAGUUUCAGCAUGACGGUCUACAAUUAAUAACACCGACCUUAUGUUUCCACGACAAAUAAUUUAAUGAUGAUUAUUUUCUAUUGGCGAAAAAAUGUUAACAAAACCACUAACACUGCCUUUGUGCAUUGUAAAAAAUAUGAAAUUUUAAAUUUAAUAAAAGUUAUUUUGAGCUUAUAA
This is a messenger RNA of Chironomus riparius, 2455 nucleotides long. The record is from the annotation of a GenBank genome assembly. NCBI's taxonomy places the organism in Eukaryota, Metazoa, Arthropoda, Insecta, Diptera, Chironomidae.